AAGUUUCCCAAGAAAAGGGACAAAUUCCAACAAAAACACAAGAAACAUGUUCCCGAAGUUAAAAAGAAAAAGUGGCAGCUAAUUGAUGAAGAGGUCGUUGAACUUAAAGGAAAAUAUUCAGAGAUAAAUACUUCAAAAGUUGAAAAGUUUACAGAUUUUCCUCUAUCGAAGCUGACAUUAGAAGGAUUAGCUUCUGCUAAAUAUAUUAAACCAACAGAUAUUCAGAGAGAAGCAAUAGGUUUGGCUUUACAAGGACAAGAUAUAUUAGGUGCUGCUAAAACAGGUUCUGGCAAAACUUUGGCAUUUCUAAUCCCAAUAUUAGAACAUCUAUACAGGGAGAAAUGGACACCAUUAGAUGGUAUGGGGGCUUUAAUUAUCUCUCCUACCAGAGAGCUAGCUUUUCAAACAUUUCAAGUUUUAAAGAAGAUUGGUACAAGCCAUGAUUUUUCUGCUGGAUUGGUGAUUGGCGGAAAGCAUGUACGAGAGGAAAAGGAGAGAAUGACAACUACUAACAUUGUAGUAUGUACACCAGGUAGACUAUUACAACAUAUGGGAGAAACAUAUAAUUUUACAGCCGAUUCCUUACAAAUAUUAGUGUUGGAUGAAGCAGACAGAAUAUUAGAUUUAGGUUUUGCUGAGACAAUGAAUGCUAUUAUAGAAAAUUUACCUUCUACCAGACAAACCUUAUUGUUCUCAGCUACACAAACCAAAUCAGUUAAAGAUUUAGCUAGAUUAAGUUUAAAAGAUCCUAUGUAUGUAUCAGUACAUGAACAUGCUAAACACAGUACCCCAGCAACUUUAGAACAAAGUUACAUUGUGUGUGAACUUCAUCAUAAAAUAAAUGUGUUAUGGUCUUUUGUUAAAAAUCACCUAUACAGUAAAGUUUUAGUAUUUAUUAGUUGUUGUAAAUUGGUGAGGUAUAUUCAUGAAGCAUUCAGAUUAUUACGACCUGGUCAAACAAUACUAGCUCUACAUGGUGGAAUGAAUCAAAUAAAGAGGAUGGAGAAUUAUGAUAAAUUUUGUCGGAAGAAACAUGCUGUAUUAUUUGCUACUGAUAUUGCUGCAAGAGGCUUAGAUAUACCUGCUGUUAAUUGGGUGGUACAAAUGGAUUGUCCUGAAGAUGUGAAUACUUAUAUACAUAGAGUUGGUAGAACUGCUAGAUUUGAGAAGAAUGGAGAAGCAUUAUUAAUAUUAUUACCAUCAGAAGAAGAAUCUAUGAUUAAACAAUUAACUGAUAGAAAAAUACCAAUUAACCAAAUCAGAGUAAAUCAACAGAAAAUAGUCAAUUUAAAAUGUAAAUUAGAAGCUAAUUGUGCGUCCUGUUUAGAACUCAAGGCUAUGGCACAAAGGGCAUUUAAAGCAUAUAUAAAGAAUGUAUUUUUAAUGAAAGAUAAAAGUAUUUUUGAUGUUAGUAAAUUAGACACUGAAUUAUAUGCUAGGUCAAUUGGAUUAGCAUUUCCACCCCGAAUACGAUUUUUACAAAAACACAACAAAAAG
Molecule: messenger RNA, 1497 nt
Organism: Lottia gigantea (owl limpet)
Lineage: Eukaryota; Metazoa; Mollusca; Gastropoda; Lottiidae
Exons: 14
Biological process (GO): rRNA processing
Cellular component (GO): nucleus
Molecular function (GO): nucleic acid binding; RNA helicase activity; ATP binding
Source: RefSeq, a predicted model, not a curated record